Molecule: messenger RNA, 372 nt
Organism: Gordionus sp. m RMFG-2023
Lineage: Eukaryota; Metazoa; Nematomorpha; Gordioida; Chordodea; Parachordodidae
Exons: 1
Coding region: 1-372 (123 amino acids)
Source: RefSeq, a predicted model, not a curated record
AUGCACAACUCUUUAAACUUUCUAUGUUAUGCUGACGACGUAUGUAUUCUAGCCAACUCAGAAUACAAAUUAAGAAAUAUUUUAUCAUUAUUUGUCAACAACUGUGAUGGAUAUGGUUUAAGAGUUAACUACACAAAAACCAAACUGAUCACCUCAAAUACCGAUGCGAGUCACUUAAACCCCUUUAACUUUGAGGGUAAUACGAUAGAAUUAGUGUCAGAUUUUAAAUACCUAGGAAACAGGAUAACGUCAUUAGGCCUCACUUUUUUAGAUACGAAAUCGAGAACGAAUAAUGCUAGACUCCACCAGCGUCUACAUGACAGAUUUUCACUGGAUGCAAAUCCCCUUCAAAAACCUUUACCUACCCCCUAA